AUGGGCAAUUGUGUCAGCUUCACUCAUAAAAGAGAUGCCAAUCCUGACGCUCAAAAAAAUAGACUCAUUGACAAACAAAUCAAAGCCGAUGAGAAACGUUUGAAGCAAGAGGUGAAAUUAUUGCUACUGGGCGCUGGCGAAUCGGGCAAAUCAACUGUUUUAAAACAGAUGAAGUUAAUUCAUGCUCAUGGCUUCGACGAAUCAGAAAGAGAGAGCUUUAGAGUAAUUGUUUAUUCCAAUAUUAUACUGGCUAUCCAGAUUAUUUUUGAAAUGAUGGAACAACUCAACAUACCCUUUGAGCAUGAAUCAAACUCUGCUUACAUUACAUUAUUUAAGAAUCAUGAAACUUUGAAACGUGGUCAACCAUACCCUCAAAUCUAUUUACAACCUUUGAAAUCAUUAUGGGCAGAUGCGGGUGUGAGGGAAGCGAAAGAACAUGGAAAUAGUUUCGCUUUACACGACAAUGCAUCAUAUUUUUUUGAUCAACUGGACCGUUUUUGGGAACCCGGUUACUCGCCAACAGAUCAGGAUAUUAUUCGAUGCAGAGCGAAAACGUCAGGAAUUGUUGAGACGAUAUUUCAUAUUGGCCCGUUAACGUAUCGCAUGUUUGAUGUGGGUGGGCAGAGGAGUGAACGUAAAAAAUGGAUCCACUGCUUUGAAAAUGUUACUGCUAUUCUAUUUGUUGUAGCAAUAAGUGGAUACGAUCAAUGCCUUGUAGAAGAUAGAGAUUCGAUGCACGAAGGAUUGAUGUUAUUUGAUAGCAUUUGCAAUUCGACAUGGUUUAUCAACACAUCUAUGAUUUUAUUCUUGAACAAAAUAGACAUCUUUAGAGAGAAAAUCCUGGUUUCGCCAGUGUCGAAAUGGUUUCCUGAUUUUAAGGGUGAUGAUAAAAGCUUUGAAGAAACGAGUGAUUAUUUCAAGCAAAGAUUUCAACGGCUAAAUCAUAAUCCAAGCAAACAAGUUUAUAUACACAAUACAGAUGCGACAGAUACACAAUUAUUACAACAUGUUAUGACUGCAGUAUCUGAUAUCAUAUUGAAUGAAAAUAUCAACUCUCUGAUGCUCUAA
This is a messenger RNA of Mycotypha africana, 1068 nucleotides long. Its product is annotated as guanine nucleotide binding protein, alpha subunit. Bases 1 to 1068 code for a protein of 355 amino acids. The transcript is spliced from 6 exons. Gene Ontology annotation, cellular component: heterotrimeric G-protein complex. Gene Ontology annotation, molecular function: GTPase activity; G protein-coupled receptor binding; GTP binding. Gene Ontology annotation, biological process: G protein-coupled receptor signaling pathway. The record is from RefSeq and is a predicted model, not a curated record. NCBI's taxonomy places the organism in Eukaryota, Fungi, Mucoromycota, Mucoromycetes, Mucorales, Mycotyphaceae.